ACUCUUUAUCCACCUACCAAACUGUGCACUAACCCAGAGUGUGGUGCAUGGCAAGUCAGCACAGUGCUCAAGAAAGAAGAGCAACAUCAGGCAGUCAUCUUUACCCAUGCAAAUGGUGCUCAACCAGCAUGGUCGGUGCACUUGAGGUGUCGAGAAUGCCAUACCAAUUAUUACCACAACUACAGUGUCAAGGACGGUAUCAGGACAUACUACAGCGAAAUGCCAUCCUACAUCCAAGUUGCUGAACAUCAAUUCAUUCAAUGUGAGCUUGCAAUGCAUUGGAUGGAUCUAAUGCAGAUCGCGUGA
Molecule: messenger RNA, 306 nt
Organism: Suillus discolor
Lineage: Eukaryota; Fungi; Basidiomycota; Agaricomycetes; Boletales; Suillaceae
Exons: 2
Source: RefSeq, a predicted model, not a curated record